Messenger RNA from Copidosoma floridanum, 3675 nucleotides. Its product is annotated as vascular endothelial growth factor receptor 1-like. Gene Ontology annotation, molecular function: transmembrane receptor protein tyrosine kinase activity; ATP binding. Gene Ontology annotation, cellular component: plasma membrane; signaling receptor complex. Gene Ontology annotation, biological process: cell surface receptor protein tyrosine kinase signaling pathway; positive regulation of kinase activity; protein phosphorylation. NCBI's taxonomy places the organism in Eukaryota, Metazoa, Arthropoda, Insecta, Hymenoptera, Encyrtidae. The record is from RefSeq and is a predicted model, not a curated record.
AUGAAAGAGUACAACUAUAAAAGGAGUCUGAACCCCAGUAUCACAGGAAGUUGUCGAGUCAGGACUGAAGAUGUCGAAGCAAUUGGUGAUUGCCUUGUUAUAUAUUACAACUUAGAAACGACGAACUUAGAAAUAGAUUCUUAUGAUAUAAUUCAAAUUGCUAUCAAAACUGGAGAAGCACAAUUUUCUGUAUAUGUUACACCGACUCAAAAUGUCGACACAGAAGCAUCACCAGCAAUAAAAUUAAGUAACAGAGGACCAAAACUUUAUUAUGAUGGCGUUGAAGUGGACACGAUUUCGUUACCUAAAGCACUUUCUGGCUUACGCUGCCAUGGACUUAAGCCUCAACUGUAUCCAAAUGUGACUGAGUUAGAAAUUAAUGAAGGAGAACCCCUAAACAUUACGUGCACAAGCAAUAGCUAUGUUAAUUUUUAUUUCCCUACCAGUGACAAAAGGGGAAGGACCACCUCUAAGCCUCUUAUAACACCAGAAGUCAGGAGUACCCACAAGAUAUUCAUAAGAUUAUCCACCGUUUUUGGAGAUACUGGCUGGUACGGAUGUGCUGAUGAAAGCAAACAAAUAACAAGUUUGACGUACAAAAACUACAGCGACCUAAGUAUCAGUUGGUUGUACGUUUAUGUUAAAUCCAAUAGAAGUUCAUUCGUACGUAUAAAUAAGGAUGAUAAAUAUUAUUUACUGGCUUCGGGAUGUUCUCAACACCUUAUCUUACCAUGUCAAACGACAUCCCCUGAAUUUAAAGUGACUCUUCAAAGAAAUGAACAUGUUCUCAGACUGAGUGAAAAGAUCACUUUCGACUCCAAAACUGGUUUUGUCAUUAAAGAACCUAAUUGGGAUACGGAAAGUACUUCUAGAAAAGUUUCAAAUAUCGUUCGAGUAGAAGAAAAAGGAAUUCAUAAAUUAGUCAAUCUCGUAACGUCUGAGCUUAUUAUUGAAAAUGUUGCUCACGAUGAUAAAGGUUACUACACUUGUAAAAUAAGAUCUUCGUUUAAUGAAGAAAAGAGUCUUAAUACUCAUGUUUGCGUGUUUGAUACUAACAAACCAUACAUCAAUCUAACUUCUGACAAUCUUUAUGUAGUCUCAGAGAAUGGUAAAUCAGUGACUUUCUUGGCUCUUGUUGAUGCAUGUCCAAUACCAACUUNUCAGAGGAUGGUAAAUCAGACUCACCCUCAAGGUUAUAUAAUUCGCCCCUACGAUUCGGACGUAAGAAUGUCCGAUUACGGAACGAUGAGCCAAUUGACUCUAUUAAACAUCGAUAAAUAUGCCACGGGAACUUUUACGCUUAGAGCUAAACAUGAUAAAAUAGUAAAGGAGUUGAAAUUUUAUCUUGAAGUUUAUGGUAAGCCAACGGUCAAAUUUGACAAAACUUACCUUCAAUCUUACUACAGUUUUAAUAAAACUGCCAAGUUUGUUUGCCUUGCCAAUCGUUAUCCUAAGUCAAAUAUAUCUUGGAUCGUAACGAAAAUGUCGAUUCACAAUGAACUACAUAACUUACAGGGAAUAGAAACAGAUGGGAAAAAUAGCAACUUCAAACAAAAGUCAACGGUAGAACUGAAACAGCUAGUAACAUCUGGUGUAAUAAAAUGCAAGGCUUGCAAUAGCUAUGGAUGUGCAACUGCGUCAAAGGAAAUUCGUUUAACAGAUGGGGUAGCUAAUGCAUCUUUUGGAAUCAUACAACCAAAUAGAAGUUUUCAGAAAGGUGACAAUAUUUCUUUAACAUGUGCUGCUGUAAUUCAGAAAUUCUCCGAGGUCCUGUGGUAUGACGAUAAUGAACACGUGGUCAUAAGUUCCGAAAGAAUACACGUUAUAUCGAAGGUAACCGAAUUCACUUACCAAGCCAUUCUCACGAUCAAUAACGUGAGUGAAUCAGAUAGAAGGAAGUACUAUUGCAAAGGGACGAUAAGAUACUACGGAUUUGUUGGUUAUCCUUCGCCCAAAAUACUUACAGAAUCAUUCUUCCUUAACAUCAAUAAUCCACCUUCUUUCAUACUUGUAAAUUUGAACGCAACAGAGAGAACAGUGAUGGCAAGGGAUUUUGAGAAUCCCCUGACUUUAUUAUGCCAUGUUGAAGGGAUUCCCACCCCUAAUAUUACGUGGUUGAAAAACAAUGUACCUCUGAAGAGUUCAUCACAGUAUACUUUCGAAGACAGCAAUCAAAAAUUAAUUAUAAGAUAUUUUUUUGAAAAAGAUGCUGGUAAUUAUUCAUGCCAUGCUAAGAACGAUUACGGAACAGUGGAACAAUCACAAAUUAUUACUGUGAAAGUAGUGUGGUUCAUCGCAAUCCUUACUUUUCUAUCAAUUUACUUCUACUUACAAGUACAGCAUGGAAAGUUUAGAGAAAAACUCUUAUUAGAAUCUAGUCUUACCCAGUUUACGGAAGGGAAACUUGAUUUAAUGAAUCCAGAACUUACAGUAGAUGAGCAGGCAGAACUCCUUCCGUACGAUAUAAGGUGGGAGUUCCCCAGAGAAAAAAUAAAAUUAGAUAAAAAAUUAGGAAGUGGAGCUUUUGGAGUCGUGUAUAAGGCCGUAGCUUACGAAAUGUUUGGUAAAAACUCUAAGACAACUGUAGUUGUAAAAACAGUUCGCAAAAAUGCAGAUCCAAUGUAUAUUACUGCAUUGGCGAAGGAACUUAAAAUUAUGAUUUAUUUGGGACAACACUUGAAUAUUGCAAGUCUUUUGGGAGCUUGUACAAAAAAUAUAGCCAAACGUGAACUUUUAGUGAUUGUUGAGCUUUGCAAAUUUGGAAAUCUGCAAAAUUAUCUCUUAUAUCAUCGACAAACUUUUAUUAAUCAAAUUAAAUCAGAUAAAGGUGAAAUCGGCCCUUGUAUUAGAAAAACAUCAAAUAGUUUAAUUGUUUUGGCCAAUAGGACAAAAUACAAGAUAUUAAAUGAUUUCAGUGUGGUUUUAAGCGGCAGUAAUUCAAGCAAUGAGACCAGCAUUUACUGCUCAGAAGAUGAGACAUUUGUUGGCCCAAUGGAAUUUAGUGAAGAUUUUGACGACGAUGAUUCCCAGCCAGGUUGGCGUUCUAAUUACAAAGGGGAUUACGCGAAUGAAGAUGUUGCGUUUCUCUGCACUGAGGAUCUUUUUUUAUGGGCUUUUCAAGUAGCAAAUGGUAUGGAGUAUCUUUCCCAAAGAAAGGUGUUACAUUGUGACUUAGCCGCGAGAAAUAUAUUAUUGGCAGAAAAUAACAUAAUUAAGAUAUGCGAUUUUGGUCUGGCAAAGACAUUGUACAAAGACGAAAACUAUAAGAAGCAAUGCGUUGGCAAGUUGCCUGUAAAGUGGAUGGCCAUUGAGUCCAUUAGGGAUGGAGUCUUUUCAACGAUGUCAGAUGUGUGGUCAUUUGGUGUAGUUCUAUGGGAACUUUUCACCCUUGGAGAAAUACCUUACGCAGGUGUAGGGUUCGAAGUAAUGUAUCAGAAAUUAGUCAGGGGAUACAGAAUGGCUCAGCCUACUUAUGCCACGGAUGAAAUUUACAAUAUUAUGCUCGAUUGCUGGGAGGAAGAGCCAACAUCGAGACCGUCUUUUACAAUGCUGGUUGAAAGUAUCAAAAAUCUUUUACAAGAUGAAAUCAAAAUAGGUUUUCUUAAACUCUAUCAUACGUAUGAAAAUUGGAAUAGAGAACGACAGCUAGAAAAAAAAGAAGAAAAUCAAACUUGA